This is a messenger RNA of Mus pahari (shrew mouse), 4276 nucleotides long. RefSeq names its product EF-hand and coiled-coil domain containing 1 (gene Efcc1). Bases 1 to 1698 code for a protein of 565 amino acids. The record is from RefSeq and is a predicted model, not a curated record. NCBI's taxonomy places the organism in Eukaryota, Metazoa, Chordata, Mammalia, Rodentia, Muridae. The transcript has 8 exons. Gene Ontology annotation, molecular function: calcium ion binding.
AUGGAGAGCUCGGCGGGCGACCCAUACCGGCGGCCCGCACGGCGCACUCAGUGGCUGCUGAGUGCCUUGGCUCACCACUAUGGGCUGGACCGCGGCGUGGAGAAUGAGAUCGUGGUGCUGGCUACCGGUCUGGACCAGUAUCUGCAGGAGGUUUUCCACCACUUGGACUGCCGGGGCGCAGGCCGCCUACCGCGCGCCGACUUCCGUGCGCUCUGCGCGGUACUGGGGCUGAACGCUGACGGGGACACAACCACGGAGGACGCAAACUCCGCGGAGGCGGCCUCCACGAACCCAGCUGCUGGGAUGAUCGCUGGCGGGGACGCGGACGUCAGGGAAGAGGCGCGCCUGGCUCUGCGCGCCGACCCUCCAGAGCUCACCUUCCGCCAGUUCCACGCGCGCCUCUGCGGCUACUUCAGUAGCCGAGCGGGGCCCCGGCUGCCCCGCGGAGCUCUCAGCGAGCACAUCCAGACACAGAUCCUCCUCCGCCGCCCGCGCCGCCGCCGCCGGCCUGGCUCACCGAGCCUGCACAGUGGCGCCUAUGGCGAGCGCGUGGCACAUCUAGAGGAGGAAAACAGUAGCCUACGCGAGCUGGUGGAGGACUUACGGGCUGCGCUGCAGAGCAGUGACGCGCGCUGUCUGGCCCUUCAGGUCGGCCUCUGGAAAAGCCAGUCGGACGUCCCGGAAGCGGCGGCGCACGAGCUGCAGCGAGCGCAGGAUGCGCUGGCGGAGGCGGAGGCGCGCGCCCGGCGGCUGCAGCGCGGGCAGGUGGAGGUGCGGCUGCGCACCGAGGAGGCCCGGCAGGCGGUGCGGCGCAGCUUGCACCGAGUGCGGGAGCUGGAGGCGCUGGCGCGGCGCGUCCCCCGCUUGCAGCGCCAAGUGCAGCGACUGGAGGCAGAGCUUAGGCGUUACAGGUCAGAAGGGCCUCAGCUCCUAACACCCCCACAAGCCAGUCCAAAGCCAGGAAACAGGAAUGGUGAACCUGCGGCUGGAGGAGCCAGAGAUUCGGACACCACUCCAGAGGGAGUCCAGCGGUCAGACAGCAGAGGCACAGAUGAAGAGGAUGAGCAGCUGUUCCGCUCUGUGGAAGGCCAAGCCGCCUCUGAGGAGGAAGAGGAAGAAAGGUGGCAGGAAAAGCCAGGGCGCCCACAGGCCCACGGCGCGGUACCCCUGGUGCAACCUGCAGGCUGUGUGAGUAGGUGUGACGACCAGACAGCUGAGACACUCAAGGCUUCCUUUGGCCACUGUGAUGGUGCUGAGCACAUCUGCACCCUAGAGCUGGAAACCCAUGUCACCAGGCUUGGGGAACAGCUGCAGACCCUGGGCUGCAGCAAAGAGACCCUGAGGACACCAGAGGAGGAGGCAGAACUGCAGCAGAUGGCGGAAGCUGAGCAUCUGAGGCUGGAGCUGCAGAUGGUGGAGACAGAGAGGGUCCGGCUGUCGCUGCUGGAAGAGAAGCUGGUGGAUGUGCUACAACUCCUGCAAAGGCUCCGGGACCUGAACAUAUCAAAAAGAGCCCUGGGGAAGAUGUUGCUGAAUGCCAUGGACCAGAACCCCUCCCAUGAGGGUACACGUGGCGCCUUGGCCAUCCUGGACACCUUGCACCAAGCUUUGGUUGGCUGUGAGCUCCUACAGAGAAAUCCCUCCACACCAGCAUCCACGGCUCCUGCACACACGAACCCCUUCCUCGUUUCCUGCUGAGCUCGCUGGCCCAGACUUGGGCCACCGUGGUUAUUCUCACCAUCAUCAGACCAGCCUGAACCACAACCAGGCUAGCUAGCCUCCAUGAUUAACCCGACCACUAAUGGGACUAACACUGGCUGUCGCUGGACCAGCCACCGUGGUUGUCCUGACUUCCAGUCUAGUGGCCACUGUUGGACUGUCCACCAUCUGAACACUCUCCACAAAUGGUCUGACUCUCGUCAUUCCCUCAGAACUCUGGCAGCCAAGGCUCCUUCCAAAACUGGGUCUGGCAGCAACCCCUUUCUUGGACCUCUUACAUUCUCUCAGAGCCCCCACAUUGAAAGCCUGGAGUCCUGAGAUCUCCACACACUGCCCCCCAGCACUGUCCUCUUCCACCAGCAUACCAGCUGAGUAAACCCAGGCCCAGCCUCCAGGACACAUCUAAUCACUGGGGAAUUCCCCACCUCUGAGGCAGUGUUGCAACUGGGAAUAGCAGAGUGCUCCAAGGAGAAAAUGAAGUCUGUAGGCUUGUGGGUGGAAGCUGGGCUGUCACCUCAUCCAAGAGGAGAGGUGGAAUGUGGGUAGGCACAGAGGAAAGGCACAACCAGAUCAAAGGUGGGAUGCCACCAAGGACCCACCCCCUCAGGAGUCAGUGCUCAAGGCCAGGCACCAAACAGGCAGGUCUGAAGCAGGGACCUGCCUCCUUUUGAUCCUCCCUGCUCAGCCUGAGCACACAAGGCCCUGCUUGCCCCAGCCGACUGACCUAUGCUAUGUGGUCUGCUCAAGAAAGGCCUGAUAAAGCUGUAUGCGAAUUAGAAUGUAGUGUGGACAAAUGUGCAAGGAAGCACUGUGGGGGACCAGGCAAAGGGGAACCCCCCACUUUGGCGAGUCUAAUUUUGUGAGCUCACAGGAAAGAUAGAAGAGAAAUAACUGAGUACUUCUGGGAGGAAGCGGACCGAGGCCAGUGUGGCACUGCUGUGCAUCCCGGGUUUUGUUCUCUGUUUUUCUCAUGCCUGAGCACUACGGGAGCCCCCAACCAUGCACACUGUUGCCCUCAGUCUGCUCUCAACAAGCUGCACUCACUGGAGCCUGAGAGGUGCAGGCUUCAUCAGAGCGUUGGCAAACUGGGAGAAGGAAAGUUCCUGCAGCCCAAUUCCCAGAGCUGGCCCCUCCUGUCCCAGCCCAGGGAGAGCAGACCAGAGACAAGUUUGGGCUCCCUAAAACAGCCAUGACCACAGGCGCUGUGUUUGGUUGUUUUACAUUCUUUGAAGAGGAUGCCCCUAUGUUGCUCAGGCUGGUCUCAAACUCCUGGGCUCAAGCUAUCCUCCUGGCUCCCAGGCAUUUGGAACAAUAGGCCAUAGUCCCAUGUGCACCUAGCUAAUCCUGGAGUAACAGAACACCUACUUCCUACCUUCACUUUCUAUUACCACAUCACAAAAGGCUCAGCUCCUGGACUUCCUUACCCAGCACGUGGAGUCGGCCUUUCGCAGAAGACAAUCUGAAGAGACAAUCAUCCCUGACUGUAUCAGAGAGUCACGAAACAUCCGACUAGGAAUUUGAAACAUCUGGUUACCAGGCAGCUCUAAAGGAAGAGGCCAGCCGCAUGCAAGACCAAGCGAGCAACACAAACAGAGGAUGCCUGUCCCAAGGAAGGGCCAGCAAUUGCAAACAGAGUAAAGAACUCUUCCAUAUGAUCAGAGACGAUGGUGCAAAUGAGGAAGGACUCCAGAGAGAGGCUCAGAGAUGAUGCUAGGAAGCCUAAGGAAACGUCCUAGAAAAUUCUAGAACUGAGCAGCAGAGAUGAAAAGUCUAGGAACAGGGAGCAGAAAAGGCCAGAAAGAAUUGGACAACUCUACCAUGUGUAACUGAGGGGAGAAGAUGCAGACCAACAGCUAAAGCAGAGAUGGUUGAACGUCCCCACACUCCUGCCAGGCACCAAAGCACGGAUCUAGAAGAUGAAAAGUGCACAGGCAGAAUCAAUGCAAAACAAAAUAAAAAUUACAAUGAUACUGAAGACCCGGAAUUCCAUCGCUCAGGAGGCUGAGACGGGAGAAUCAGGAGUUUCCAGCCAGCCCAAGUUAGAUAGUGAGAGCUCAUCUAAAAAAGGCAACAGGAGAGAGGAGAGAGUGAGACACUGAGAUGGGGAGAGAGUAUUCAUUGAGUCUUGCAAAAAUCACCGUUCAGAUCGAAGGAGUAAAGGCUCUCAGACAAGCAAAACUCACUGCAGCAUGCAAGAAACAAAGGAAGGGUUUUUUUUUUUUUGGGGGGGGGAGAAGGUGAAUUAUACAAGCAAACAUUUUGGAUUCAUAUAAAGAAAGAAAAACCACAAAAGAAAGAAUAAGUUAAGGUAGAAAACAAUUCUUUAUUUCUCUUAUUCCCCCUUAGCUAACAAUGAGCCGUUUGGUGACAAUCUGAGAACGAAGCAUGUGUUGCAUUCAGCUUCUGUGAGUGAAAUGCCCAGCCCAGGCACAUGGGCAGUGCAGGAACUGGGACGUCUUGCUAUUGUGGCUACGGUGGAGCCUGGAAAGCUUUGCUGUCCAUGAAGCAGCACAGUUGUUGAAAAUGGACUUGGAUGGAUGGGCGUUGCAAUGUUAGA